CUAUCAAACUUAUCUUUCAUGCCAAAAUGCUAAAUCUCAACUAGGAAGUUGAGUGAGAGGGUGAGCAGUUCAAGAAUUGUAAUCCUGAAAAGCAGGUUUACAUGCCCCCGCAUAUAUAUAUAUAUAUAUAUAUAAACCGAGGCUCUCCCACUCCCUGCGCUCUGUUGAAAACAUUUUGACUGUCUGUCGCAUAAAGAAUCAACUCUGCUCUUUCAUUCUCCUGCAAUUUGUUGACUGCUGUUUCUUAAAAUUUGAAUCUGUCUGACCCUUUUACCGGGCCCCCAUGAGACCCUCCACGGAUCUGUAGAACCCAUUUGCGGAUCCAGUCGCGGAGUCAAUGUUGGCUGUAAUUCUGUGCGGAAGAGGCGAGCAGUUGUUUGUUUUUGUAGAAAAGAUCGUUUCUUGGUGGUGAAAUGGAGUUCACUGAAACGUAUAAGCAGACGGGUCCCUGUGCGUUUUCGCCUAAUGCGAGGUUUUUGGCAGUUGCUGUGGAUUAUCGCCUUGUCAUUCGCGAUGUUCUCACACUCAAGGUAGUACAAUUGUUCUCUUGCUUGGACAAAAUAACUUACAUUGAAUGGGCCCUUGAUUCUGAGUACAUACUUUGUGGCCUAUUUAAGAGGCCUAUGAUACAAGCAUGGUCGUUAGCACAGCCAGAAUGGACAUGCAAAAUAGAUGAGGGUCCUGCGGGUAUUUCCUAUGCGAGGUGGAGCCCUGAUAGUCGCCACAUACUAACCACUUCUGAGUUUCAACUGCGGUUAACAGUUUGGUCACUGUUGAACACCGCGUGCAUACAUGUGCAAUGGCCAAAACAUGGCUCUAAGGGAGUUUCAUUUACUAAGGAUGGCAAGUUUGCUGCAAUAUGCACAAGACGUGAUUGCAAAGACUAUGUUAAUCUGCUUUCUUGUUAUACCUGGGAGAUUAUGGGGGUUUUCGCUGUUGAUACAUUGGAUUUGUCUGAUAUUCAAUGGUCACCUGAUGACAGUGCCAUAGUUAUCUGGGAUUCUCCUUUGGAAUAUAAGGUUCUGAUAUAUUCUCCGGAUGGCCGGUGUUUAUCUAAGUAUCAAGCAUACGAGAGCGGAUUAGGAGUAAAAAGUGUUUCUUGGUCACCCUGUAGCCAGUUCUUAGCUGUGGGAAGCUAUGACCAAAUGAUACGUGUUUUGAAUCACUUGACGUGGAAAGUAUUUGCAGAAUUUACUCAUCUAUCUACUGUUCGUGGUCCUUGUGCAGCUGCUGUUUUCAAGGAAGUAGACGAGCCAUUGCAGCUUGAUGUGUCGGAAUUGUCACUGAGUGAUGAAUUUGCUAAAAGGAAUGCUGGAGACAUACAUUCAAGUCAGAUACGAUCUCAUGGAAGUGCCAAUCACUCUUCCUUCUCAGAAGCCUCAGGCAGAUAAACCAAACCCCAAACAAGGAAUUGGCCUCAUGUCAUGGAGCAAUGACAGCCAAUAUAUAUGCACACGCAAUGACAGCAUGCCAGCGGUCCUUUGGAUAUGGGACGUGCAACAUCUCGAGCUUGCAGCCAUCUUGAUACAAAAGGAUCCCGUUCGAGCUGCAGCUUGGGAUCCAACAUGCCCCCGACUAGUCCUAUGCACCGGAAGCACAAAUCUAUACAUGUGGACACCAUCCGGUGCUUACUGCAUUAACGCCCCGUUUCCUAACUUCUCCAUCUUCGAUCUGAAGUGGAACUCAGAUGGGAGCUGUCUUCUUCUCAAAGACAAGGAGUCAUUCUGUUGCGCAGCUGUGCCUCUAUUGCAAGAAUCAAGCGAUUACAGCUCCGAGGAUUAACGACGUUCGAACUCCAGCUGGAACACGUCUGCAAUCAAAAUGUUGAAGGGUCCUAACAUUUCUCAUCAAACUGGAUUCUUGUACUCCAACUGAUUUGACACUGAGAAACAGCCUAACCCCGUCUGUAAAUUGCGUAUUAAUUUACACUUGGACUCUUCUCCUUUCUUGGAAAAUGGCAGUGUAUGAUACAAUCCUGUCCAAAUUAUUAACCACCCUAAAGAGACAUAUAUAUACCUCAUAAAUUGAAUUUUAA
This is a messenger RNA of Sesamum indicum (sesame), 2035 nucleotides long. The record is from RefSeq and is a predicted model, not a curated record. Lineage: Eukaryota; Viridiplantae; Streptophyta; Magnoliopsida; Lamiales; Pedaliaceae.